Molecule: messenger RNA, 1515 nt
Organism: Tremella mesenterica DSM 1558
Lineage: Eukaryota; Fungi; Basidiomycota; Tremellomycetes; Tremellales; Tremellaceae
Exons: 5
Coding region: 1-1515 (504 amino acids)
Source: RefSeq, a predicted model, not a curated record
AUGGCUCGCAUGGGACGCGGUAGAAGUGGGACAAGUGAGAGUGGGGGAGUUGUAGAGGCACUGGGGGCUUUCAACUCUGUUUUCACGGCUUAUGAGAAAACUGGUGCUAAACGUGAUGUCAACAAUAUGGUGACAGCGGACAGGAUCACAAAACUCAUGCAAAUGAACAUACAGGCUGCAUAUGAGAUGGAUCCCCAAAUGGAUGGCACGGAUGUCACUAAUGAGUGUCUUGCUGCUAUCUACAGAAGCCGCAUACUGCAGUUUUUUACUAAACCUGAGGAGGACGCCAACCUGCCACAUCUGAAGACGCUUGACCAGAACCUGGGGGCAUAUGUGGAGAAAAGUAACUCCAAGGGGGCAGGUGGUGCUGCAAGCUCAAGUCAAAGACAAGAGGGUUCGAUGCACUACAGCAAAGUUAGCCACAGUUCAUCGACAAUCAUCUUAUCAUUUACCACUCGACGUAUUACUACGGCGAAGUUAGCCGUAGUUCCUCGACGAGUACCCUGUCCUAGUGAGACAUCAACGCCCCAAUACGAUGUAGUUAGCCGGGGUUUGUUGAGCGUCGAGAGGAGAGUUACAAGAAGUAUGAGUAGACCAGGAGAAACAGUAGAGGAGACGGAGAGGAGGAUGUUGGAGGAAUUAAGACAAUGCUUGGGACCAUUGCCUGGUGCAAUUGAUACCCCCAAAGGAUCAACUCAAGGCGAUGAUUUCUAUCCACCCCUACCUCUUGAACCACCCCCCCAGCCGACCGGACUAUCAGAACCACCGACGGUGAGGACAGGUUCCGAAGAUUCGGGACAGACUCCACGACCAAGGGAAGGGAACACAGGAGGUAGGCUAAGUCCGGCCGGGAGUGAAGUAGUAGGAGGAACUGAGGAGGAGGCCACAACUCAGAAGAUGAUGCUGGCGAUAAUGAACAUGAUGAUGGAGAUGAAUAAAGAUAUGAUAGCAGAGAGGAAACAUCGAGAGGAGCAGGAGAAGAAGAAGGAACAGGAGACGGGUGGGGGGAUAGUGUUACGGGGUAACAACGAAUCGAGAGGACCCUAUCGAGUUCGACGGAUUAGGACAGAGGAAAGCGGGAGUUGGAGGCAGUGCUGCAGGGAAAGGAAGGCCGAGGAGAAAGGGCAAUCUACGGCGAAGUUUGUAGUGUUGCAACCUAAGACCACGAACUGGGGAAGGGCAAUUCCGACGGACUUAGACGAACUAAACCGUCGUUGGCCGAGGCCCAGUGCUGAUGAGGUGUUGAAACACAGGGAAGAAGGGAAGUGUACCGGAUGUGGAGAGAAGGGACAUUACAAUCGGGACUGGCCUGUAAUAGCGGCGAAGGUGAAGGCUGGGAUCAUCCCCGUGCGAUCUUUUGGGCAAGGUGCCGGGGGAGAAGGGAGGUUUAGCACGGGAGGGAACGCUAUCCCUCUUGGGGACAGGAGGAAGAUCAAUGCAAUUGGAGGGGAGGAAGCGAGCAUGGAAGGGCAGGGAAUGGACGAGGAGGAAAAAGAUGGGGACCCGUCGCGAUAG